Messenger RNA from Alligator mississippiensis (American alligator), 3636 nucleotides. It is a transcript of the gene TDG, whose product is annotated as thymine DNA glycosylase. The record is from RefSeq and is a predicted model, not a curated record. Gene Ontology annotation, biological process: base-excision repair, AP site formation. Bases 69 to 1283 code for a protein of 404 amino acids. Gene Ontology annotation, molecular function: mismatch base pair DNA N-glycosylase activity. The transcript is spliced from 10 exons. Lineage: Eukaryota; Metazoa; Chordata; Crocodylia; Alligatoridae. Gene Ontology annotation, cellular component: nucleus.
GGACUGUGCGGGGGGGUUGGGUUCGUCUCGCGCUGACAAAAGCCUGCUGGACCAAGCCGGCUCCGGGGAUGGAGGCCGAGGGCUUGGGCAGGUAUUAUUCGCCUCUUCAACAAGCCCAAGCAUUUUAUCCAUUUCCAUUCCAUCAAGUGAUAACUGGAGCUCCUAACAUGGAAAUUAUGAAUGAACAACAAACUCUGGAGGGGACUCCAGAGACAAAUUUUGCUUCAGAGCCUACUCAAGAAGUUACAAGGGGCAGGAAGAGAAAAACCAAAUCAUCUGAGCCCAAAAAGCCUGCUGCCAAAGCAGCUAAGUCAGCUAAAUCAAAAGGCAAACAAGAAAAGAUCACCAGUACUUUUAAAGUCAAAAGAAAAGUGGACCGUUUUAAUGGGGUAUCUGAAGCUGAACUUUUAACCAAGACUCUGCCUGAUAUUUUGACCUUCAAUCUGGACAUUGUAAUAAUUGGCAUAAACCCAGGCUUGAUGGCAGCCUACAAAGGGCAUCAUUACCCUGGACCUGGAAAUCAUUUUUGGAAGUGUCUUUUCAUGUCUGGGCUGAGUAAAGAACAAUUGAACCAUAUGGAUGACCACACUUUACCACAAAAAUACGGUAUUGGAUUUACAAACAUGGUGGAGAGAACAACACCAGGUAGCAAAGACCUCUCCAGUAAAGAGUUUCGGGAAGGAGGGCGAAUUCUGAUGCAGAAAUUGCAAAAAUAUCAACCUCGCAUAGCAGCUUUUAAUGGAAAAUGUAUUUAUGAAAUUUUUAGUAAAGAAGUGUUUGGAGUAAAAGUUAAAAACUUGGAAUUUGGAUUGCAGCCACACAAGGUCCCCGAUACAGAAACGCUCUGCUAUGUUAUGCCAUCAUCCAGUGCAAGAUGUGCCCAGUUUCCUCGUGCGCAAGAUAAAGUACAUUACUAUAUAAAGCUCAAAGAUUUAAGGGAUCAGCUGAAAGGCGUCGCACCAAACACAGAGGUGCAGGAGGUGGAGUACACAUUUGACUUACAGCUUGCACAAGAGGAUGCUAAAAAGAUGGCAGUUAAGGAAGAAAAAUAUGAUCCAGGAUAUGAAGCAGCAUAUGGAGGUGUUUAUAGUGACAGAACAGUCCAUGAGAGUGAACAGUGCAACUUCUCUUCAGAUGGAACUGCAUCAAGCAAUCCAGAGUACAGUGGAGGUUCAUGCUUUCGUGAUGUUCCUAAUGGACAGUGGAUGACACAGUCCUUUACAGACCAGAUUCCAGAAUUCAAUAACAGCAGGGCACAAGAGCUAGAAGGAAGCAGUGUAUAAAAGCUGCUUCUUCAGUGUAUGCAUAAAUGCUGCAGUUUUAAUGCAGUUAACAAAAGUGGUACCUCAGUUCUGUAACUGAAGCAUUUUAAUAGUAUUUUACCUCUCUUAGAUAUUUUAUUGUAGUCCAAACCAAUUGUGUGGUAGAUUUAAUCUUAUGAACUAGGUAAUUUUAAGGAAAAGUCCAACUUAAAAAAAAAAAAAAGUAGCCCUUUUUUGUAUAUGAGUUUUCUAUUUAACAUGCACCAUUUCUUGCAGUUUUUGACAAACUGCUUUCUCAUCUAUGAAGACUGGUUUUUAUUUGGGGGUUAAUUUUCUUCUGUGAUUUUUUUUAAUGUAGCAGUCUGCAGAGUUAUAGUUUUUACUGACUCCUUAAUAAGUUUGGAUAUUUCGUAAUCCUUUUACACCCAGAGAGGGGAAAAAGAAAAUGUAGCCCUGCUCUCACAGGGAGCAAGGCUUUAAAAGUCAAUGUAGUUAUACAAAGCGUGCAUUGUCAAGGUCUGCCUUCACUUUGCUGCCAUAGGUGAGAGAGUCCCACUUUGCAGCUAGUAGUAGCUGAUUUGUUUUCUGAGCUAAGAUGGGAGUCCCAUCUCCAUUUGGCUUGUUGGCCACCUAGACCACGGGUCAGCAAUGUUUUGGAGUGUGAGCCCACUUUAACAGAGCUUUGCUCCUGGCACAGGCCACUUCCACUGGCCUCUGCCAUUGCUACUACUCCCUCCCACAGUGCUGCUGCCACUGUUCCCCCCACUCAUACAGCUGCUGUUCAGGCAAAGCUCCCUUCCACUGAAAGGCCACAAGCUCCCCUGGUUCUGUGGACUGGAUAAAAUGGCUGUAGGUUGCAAACUGCUGACCUAGAGCUCUGAUCUAUCCAAUUUGUGAGAUGCGAUGAGAAUGAAGGAGAAUCUAGUGUGUUGAGCAGGAACACAGUUUGAAUUGCUCUAGUUCAGCUGACUUGAGAUGAGGCCUGUUUAGGAUCCCUUUCAUUCCCUUGAGCCUCCUCUGGAAAGCACGAGGUGGAAGCUUUUGAGCUUUGCAGAGCUCUAACACUCUAAUUUUCAUGUUUUUCUCUAACAUGCCAUUUGGCCUACACCAAGUAGCUCUAGCACUGAAUGGAGAAAUAGAACCCUUUGGAACUGGCUACCUUUGCAGGAAAUGGGGAGGCUAUGCUCCUGGCUAAAUGCAGGAACAGUCACUUAUUUGUAUCGGUCACCAAGAGGAAAAACUAGAAUGAAUCUGAAAGAUUAGGGAUAAUUGAUACGGUUCAGUUCCCUUUCCUCUGUGCCUCUAAGUGUAGGGGGAUUUUUCUGUUUGCUUCCUUCAGGAAUAAUGAUAUAGUGAGGUUAAAACCAUGGGCAGCUAAUCUAUGAAAACAAAAUCAACCCUGGAAAGUAAGGACCUCUUCUUAAAAAUUUGGUAAAAUAGUGCAUGUGUCUCUGUGUACACUUUAUGUGGCCAAUGUUUAGGGAGUGUGGAGGAAAUUAAUUUCCAUGCUUGUGCCUAAUAUCACUGUCUUUCCCUCUCUUUUAUAGAGGAGAGUUGGGGGAAAAAAAGCAAUAAGUUGAUCAAAGCAUUAAUGUUUUGAUUAUCUUAUGAGAGCAGGUGCUUUAUAUACUUGAAAUGUACACAGAUGGUAUUUCUGUAAUCUGAACUAGUUAGAGAUUACACUACCAGGUUUGUUUUUUUCUUCAUCUUCUCAUAUGCUUCAGCAGUUUUUUCAUCAGAGAUUGAAUGGAUGCAUUCAGUGUAGAUCCUAAACCUACUGUAAUGCUUUUGGAUCCCACACACUGCCAGCUUCCUAUGAGGCAGGCAUGCUAUUUACAGUUUUCUUCCCAAAUUGUGUGGCUUAAUCGUAGAGUUUCUUAAAUCAAGACAGUGUGCAUUAUGGUUCUGAUUAUGCUUAUUGGCUCCAGCAUAAAGCUGUUCAUUAUAUUGUCAAAGAUAUGUAGGAAUCAUUCAUUUGUUAUUUAAAACGUACUGUAUCAUGUGUCACUGUUUACAUGGACGUUUUCCUGCUGGUGCUCAGAGUAUCUUGCAUCAGGGAUUUGUUACAAUUCAAUUUAUUUUUCAACAAAACUCUGGAAAGCAUGUAACUACCAUUGCUGAGAAAGUAAUGUGAUAGUACAUAACUACUGUAAAGAUGGCUUCUUAAUUUGAAAGUCUCUUCUUUGACAGGCACCUACUGCAUUAUGUAGGUAUAAGUAUAGUUAAACAUACAAAGACAAUUACAUUAAAUAUUGCAAGUGAUGUGUAUGUAUUCUCUCAGAACUGGUGCUCUUUCAUUACAUUAAUAUGGAGGUUUUUAAACUGUCUUAAAAUCUACAAAUGUUUCACAAUAAAAUCAGGAAUUGUAUUGGAA